CACUUCUUAACCGUCCAUUCGAGCCCGAUGCAGCUCCUUGCCCUUGGUGCCCUCAUAGUUGCGGCUGCGGCACAGACCUCCGACAACACGACCAGCUGCCCGCUGCAAUUCACGAGCGCGUGCGCGUCGUCGACGCAGUGCGGCAAGCUCAACGGUUUUCAGCUCGAGUGUCAGGCGUAUGGCGCGGUGAAGCAGUGUCGCUGCUCCAAGGCCGACGCCAACUGCCAGAACGCGACCAACAUCCCAGAUACGGUGCCCCAGUUUGGUCUGUGCACGGGCGGGAAGCAGUGUGCUGACACGGGCUUCAAAGCCCUCGAUACGCCCGUGCGCGUCUGCAGCGAGCCGUUGGCGUGCGUGCCCCAGAUCACGGCCGGGAACGAAGUCCAGUCGAUCUGCCACACGUGCAGCAGCUGCAAGCAGCAAAACAAACCCGACUCGACCGGCAAGCUGGUCUUCAACUGCACGGCCAUUUGCCCGGCGGGCCAGGGCGACCCGGUGAUUACGAUUGCCCCAACGACGUCGCCGACAACAGGCUCCAAGAACAAGACUGCGUCUGGCAGCAACGCCGCCGGCGACACGGGUACCAACAAGCCGUCCGGCGCAUCCAAGAUUUUUGCCGGCGCCGCGUCGCUCGUUUGUGUCGGGCUUUCGAUGCUCUUGUAGUUAAUAUGUUUUGCGAGAUGCGAAGUCUUUGCAACGACGAAGAUAACGCGAAAUACGUUCAUAUAUAUUGCGAGAGAUGCUGUCAGUUGUCCAUUUACCCACUUCAUAAUUGAACCAACGAACGUUCGUACCACAA
Molecule: messenger RNA, 799 nt
Organism: Saprolegnia parasitica CBS 223.65
Lineage: Eukaryota; Oomycota; Saprolegniomycetes; Saprolegniales; Saprolegniaceae
Exons: 1
Coding region: 28-663 (211 amino acids)
Source: RefSeq, a predicted model, not a curated record